Messenger RNA from Prunus armeniaca (apricot), 1014 nucleotides. Lineage: Eukaryota; Viridiplantae; Streptophyta; Magnoliopsida; Rosales; Rosaceae. The record is from the annotation of a GenBank genome assembly.
AUGGGAACCACUUCAGGACCACAGUUCCUAUCGGAGGAUGGAUUACCAUACGGUAUGCCAAGUGGAGCAAGCCCCGCGCUGCACCCUAGCACCCCCUUCGGUAAUCCUCCAGUGCUUCAGACCACGGUCGAAGCGGAGCUUCUGGCUCAAAUGACUUCCCUUCGUAGGGAAAUGGCUAAGCUCCAAGAACAUAACAAUCUCCUCUCGUCCAAAGUACACGAAACCCCGCGGUUGCUUAACCAGCAGGAAACACAGAGCAUUCAGGCUACCGAGUCUUCCCAGAGUCUGCUGACCCCUGGUCGGCAGAAGAAGGGAAAGAAGGGGGCAAAGGCAACGCCUGCGCCUUCCAAACAGUUGGUGGUCCCAGCUCCACAGGACCAGCCUCACGUGCCGAAGAAGAUUUUUUUUGUUGCUGACGUCAGCAAACUGGGUCUAGACCUAGGGCAGAUCUUGCCUGAGGGCCAGCCAGGGUUCGUGGGCCCCAUAUCAUGCCAAGGCAAGACAGGCCCGCUGGAAAUGGAUUUUUGGCGUUGCCUCCCCCCAGCCUCGGGCUUGGGCUCAUGGGUGGAAUGGCUCUUACUGUCAUUGCCGGCCCUGAGGGACCACAGUUCCUAUCGGAGGAUAUUACCGUACGGUAUGCCAAGUAGAGCAAGCCCGGCGCUGCACCCUAGCACCCCCUUCGGUAAUCCUCCAGUGCUUCAGACCACGGUCGAAGCGGAGCUUCUGGCUCAAAUGACUUCCUAUCGUAGGGAAAUGGCUAAGCUCCAAGAACAUAACAAUCUCCUCUCGUUCGAAGUAGACGAAACCCAGCGGUUGCUUAACCAGCAGGAAACACAGAGCAUUCAGGCUACCGAGUCUUCCCAGAGUCUGCAGACCCCCGGUCGGCAGAAGAAGGGAAAGAAGGGGGGCAAAGGCAACGCCUGCGCCUUCCAAACAGUUGGUGGUCCCAGCUCCACAGGACCAGCCUCACGUGCCGAAGAAGGUGUACACCGAUUGUCGUCAUCGGAUCAAUGA